This is a messenger RNA of Astyanax mexicanus (Mexican tetra), 1281 nucleotides long. RefSeq lists its product as uncharacterized. Lineage: Eukaryota; Metazoa; Chordata; Actinopteri; Characiformes; Acestrorhamphidae. The transcript has 2 exons. The record is from RefSeq and is a predicted model, not a curated record. Bases 128 to 1183 code for a protein of 351 amino acids.
CCGGCCAGCGGUUCCAUCUCUCCUUCUCUCCAACGUUUGCUCCCUGCCAAACAAGAUUGACUAUCUCCGGCUCCAGCGGACAUCCCAGCGCGAGUUCAGAGACUGCUGUGUGUUCGUUUUCACGGAGAUGUGGUUAACGAACUCCAUCCCGGACUCCGCGAUUGAGGUGAGCGGCAUGCUAUGCUACCGCGCGGACCGUGACGCCGGCCUCUCGGGCAAGGUUCGUGGAGGUGGGGUGUGUGUUUACAUCAACACAGCAUGGUGUAACAACGCUGCGCUGAUCUCCAGCUACUGCUCGCCGCUGGUGGAGUUUGCUGUAGUCAGAGCCAGGCCAUUCUACCUGCCCAGAGAGCUUAGCAGCGUGUACAGAAUAGCAGUGUAUGUAGCACCCAGUGCUAAUGCUAACGGUGCUAAUGCUAACGCUCUGCAAGAACUGUACCCUGUUAUCUCCAAACUCCAGAACUCACACCCCGACGGACUGUUUAUUGUUGCUGGCGAUUUCAAUCACAGUAAUCUGAAGGCUCUGCUGCCCAGCUUUCAUCAACAUGUGGAUUUUCCAACCCGUGGAGCUAACCUGCUCAAUUGUGUGUAUACUAACAUUCCCGGUUCGUACAGAGCAGAGCCCCGCCCCCACUACGGCUACUCUGAUCAUAUCACUGUCAUGCUCAUCCCAGCAUACAGACAGCUCAUCAGACGUGCCAAAUCAGAGAAGAAGCAAGUUACAACCUGGCCUCCAGGAGCCAUCUCUGCUCUUCAGGACUGUUUUGAGCACACUGACUGGGACAUGUUCAGAGAAGCUGCUACCUCUUAUGACUCCAUCAACCUGGAGGAGUACACAGACUCAGUGACUGGCUACAUCAGCAAGUUCAUUGAGGAUGUUACUGUCUCCAAAACCAUCACAACCCGCCCCAACCAGAAGCCGUGGAUGACUGCAGAGGUGCGUGUGCUGCGGAGAUCCCGAGACAAGGCCUUUAAGUCAGGGGACAGGGCUGGCCUCCGAUCAGCUAGAGCCAAGCUCUCCCGGGGGAUCAGAGAGGCAAAGCGCAUCUACGCAAAGAAAAUCCACGCCCACUUCCAGGACACUACUGACACUCGGCGCAUGUGGCAGGGCAUCCAGACCAUCACCAACUACAAGUCACCCCCCCUUCUUGUAACAGUGAUGCCUCCCUUCCAGAUGCACUGAACUCCUUCUACGCAAGGUUCGAAACACAGAACUACACGACAGCAAGGAAGACUACACCUCCUCCAAACGACCAGGUACUGUGCCUGUCCUCAGCUGAU